Molecule: messenger RNA, 1267 nt
Organism: Plodia interpunctella (Indianmeal moth)
Lineage: Eukaryota; Metazoa; Arthropoda; Insecta; Lepidoptera; Pyralidae
Exons: 3
Coding region: 352-858 (168 amino acids)
Source: RefSeq, a predicted model, not a curated record
UUGGCAUUACAAAUAAUUGUGUUGAAAUAGAUAUCAGUGAUGAGUGAAUGUAUUACCCUUCCUUUGCAGUCAGGUAAAAAUUUAAGAAAAAAGUAAAAACAAUACACAAUGACUGACUGACAAAAUGUGACAAUGACGUGCGUGCAGAAUAUAGCAUUUUUUUUUCAUUUCACACAUCACAUCACUCACACGGAUGGACGGUUAUCUAUCAUAUUAUAUGCGUAUGCGGACGGUUCUGUAAAGCGAGCGGUCGUUUUGUUUUCUUCAAUGCCUGGGGAGCUUUCUUUUUGAUUGUAAAAACCUGAUUUUACUUAAAGAAAUAGAGAAUGAACCAAAAAUCCAAAUGCAAUAAUGGGCAAGGAAAAGUCUAAAAAGCGACGGCGGAGUUCUAGCAACAAUGAUUCUAGCUCCAGUAGUAGUUCAGAUUCUUCCCGGGAAAAGAAAAAACUCCGCAAGUUGAAGAAGAAAUUGAAAAAAGAACAGAAGAAAACUGAGAAGGUGUUGAAGAAAAAACUGAAGGAGGAACGGAAAAAGUUGAAAAAGAAACAUAGAAGUAAGAGUUCCAGUCUAAGCCGCGAUGAACACAAGAAGCUAGAAGACGCACCGGCUGAUAUACCUAUAGAACUAAUGGAAAAAUCCAAAGCCAUGGCACCAAUGACCAAAGAAGAAUGGGAGCAAAAACAGAGUGUUGUCCGGAGGGUUUUGGAUGAGGACACUGGACGAUACAGGUUAAUAAAAGGAGAUGGAGAAGUUUUAGAAGAGAUUGUGUCGCGAGAUCGCCACAAGCAGAUAAACAAACAAGCCACUAGGGCUGAUGGGGAAUUCUUCCAAGCCAGCACUAUUCAUAAAUUUUUAUAGAUAGUAGAUAUUUAUAUUGCUGUUAUAGCAUAUUUGCUAAUAUUUUUUUGCAUUUCAUAAAUUGCUGUAAAGCAAGUUGGGAGGAGCAAAUGCAUAUUUAACAUUACAAAGGUAGGCCUACAUUAUGAUUACACAUUUGGAAAUAUUGGUCCCAUUGGACUACAUAAAUGGCAGAUACAUCCUUUUUUCGGGUUUUUAGGUUUAAAAAUAUGUUUACUAUUCCUUGAUUCUUGAAUAUGCUGAAAUAAAUAAAACAAAAGAAACUGUUUUAUCAUUUUAAACUUCCGUAAUAUUUAGAUUUAGUAGAUGUUUUAAGUAUCAUAUGGAAAUAACAUAUCUGAAAUUUAAUAAGUUCUCCUUUUUUCGGGUUUUUAGGUUUAAAAAUAUGUUUACUAUUCCUUGAUUCUUG